Molecule: messenger RNA, 1425 nt
Organism: Austrofundulus limnaeus
Lineage: Eukaryota; Metazoa; Chordata; Actinopteri; Cyprinodontiformes; Rivulidae
Product: axoneme-associated protein mst101(2)
Source: RefSeq, a predicted model, not a curated record
GGACACCUUCAGCACAACAAAGCAUGCGUGGCUCCGGAACAUUGUUUCCCGUCUGAGCGCGGCGCGCGGGAUAUUUGCGGGACUUGUGUUGGCUGUUUUUUUUGCGCCGUUUUCUUCUCCAUUCAUGCUAAAACCAGAGUAGUGGCCACCAUGACAACAGAGGCAAGCACUGUGAGCGAGGCAGACACAGAGGGCAAGAAGGCUGCGGCCAGCGGCGCUGCGCCUGACUCAGAACCCGAAUCAGGGGAGAAACAGAAGCAGGAGGCAACAGCGUCUGAGCAGGAGGGGGAGCAGUCGAGGAGGAAAUCCCAGGAGCAGCCUGCCGGGCCCGGGCCCGCUGACGGAGCUACCUCCCCUGAGGAGGAGCAGCUGAAGCCUCGAACUAGAACCUCAGCGGGCAAAGGCCUGUCGCGCCUCUUCUCCUCAUUCCUCAAGCGGCGCUCGCAGUGCUCAGAGGGCGAGGGGUUCGAGGCUGAGAAGGCCAGAGAGGAGAAAGAGGAGAAACAAGAAGAAGAAGAGAAGUUGGAAGAGGUGAAAAAAGAAGAGUCGAAAGGUGUGGAGGAAAAACCAGUAUCCAAAGAAGCUACAAAGAAAGAAGAAGAGAAAAUAGAACAAAAAGAGGAGAAGAAGAAGAAAGUGGAAGAAAAAGUUGAGAAGAAAGGUAGCAAAAAGAAAAAGAAAGAUUCAAAGAAGAAAGUGGAGGAAAAGGAUGAGGGGAAAGUGAAAAAGAACGAGACAAAAAAGGACGAAGAGAUAUCAGUAAAGAAAGAGGAGCAAAAAGAGGAGGAGAAGGCGAAGGAGGAUGUAGAAGCUGAGAAGGAGGCAGCAAAACCAGAAACAAAAGAAGAAGAAAAAGAGGAAACUGUCGAGGUGAAGGAGAAAGGAACAGAGGGUGGAAAAAAAGAAGAGGGAAAGGUUGACAAGAAGGAGGCAAAGAAAAAGGAGAAGGAGGAAAAGGUAAAGAAGAAGGAAGAGGAGAAGGCAAAAAGGAAAGCAGAGGAAGAGGAAAGGAUAAGAAAACGAGAAGAGGAGAAACUUAAGAAGCGAGAAGAGGAAAAAGCAAGAGAAGCAGAAAAAGCAAAGAAGAAAGAGGAAGAAAAAGCUAAAAAGAAAGAAGAGGAGAAAGCAAAGGAGGAAAAGGCUAAAAAGAAAGAGGAGGAAAAAGCUAAAGAAGAAAAAGCUAAAAAGAAAGAGGAGGAAAAAGYUAAAGAAGAAAAGUCUAAAAAGAAAGAGGAGGAAAAAGCUAAAGAAAAGACUAAAAAAGAGGAGGAGAAACCCAAGGAGGAAGUCCACAAAAAGAAAGAGCAGGAGAAAACAAAAGAGGAAAAGGGAAAAAAGAAAGAAGAGGAAAAAGCAAACGAGGAGCCUAAGAAAGAAGCGGAAAAGGUGAAAGAAGAGGCAAGGAAGAAAGAAAAAGAAGAAGAG